Molecule: messenger RNA, 2131 nt
Organism: Anoplophora glabripennis (Asian longhorned beetle)
Lineage: Eukaryota; Metazoa; Arthropoda; Insecta; Coleoptera; Cerambycidae
Product: nicotinate phosphoribosyltransferase
Exons: 1
Coding region: 63-1706 (547 amino acids)
Biological process (GO): NAD+ biosynthetic process
Molecular function (GO): nicotinate phosphoribosyltransferase activity
Source: RefSeq, a predicted model, not a curated record
UGUAUAUUUGUAUUAUUUGUGUUAACUAGCAUCAAAUUGUAAAGAAAUUCUAUAAUUUAUAAAUGGAAAGUAUGCAUAACGACGUAAAAGCAAAGAUUGGCCAAAAUAGUAUUGUCCAACCGUUACUUACUGAUUUAUAUCAAAUUACAAUGGCUUACGCUUAUUGGAAGUCGGGAAAAACUAACACACAUGCAGUUUUUGAUUUGUUUUUUAGAAAAAACCCAUUCAAUGGAGAAUUUACAAUAUUUGCUGGUUUAGAAGAAUGUCUAAAGUUUCUGCAAAAAUUUAAUUUCUCUGAUAGUGAUAUUCAAUAUUUAAAACAAAUUUUACCACCAUCUAUAGAAGAAGAAUUUUACAAAUAUUUAAACUCAUUGACAGCAAAAGAUAUUUGUCUUUAUGCCAUAAAAGAGGGUACAGUUGUUUUUCCAAGAGUACCUUUAAUAAGGGUGGAAGGACCUCUUAUUAUAGCACAACUAUUAGAAACUUCAUUAUUAAAUCUUGUGAAUUAUGCAAGUUUAAUGGCUACUAAUGCGACAAGGUUCAGAAUGGCUGCAGGAGAACUUAAGCUAUAUGAAUUUGGUUUAAGACGUGCACAAGGACCGGAUGGUGGACUUUCUGCUUCUAAAUAUUCAUAUGUUGGAGGAUUUGAUGGAACAAGUAAUGUUCUUGCAGGAAAAUUAUUUAAUAUUCCUGUGAAAGGUACACAUGCACAUGCUUUUGUAACAUCUUUUAACAGUUUAAUGGAAGUAAAUACCACAAAAUUAAUUCCAAAACAUGGAGGAGAGGCACAAGAGUUUUUAACAGUGGCAGUCAAUUGGAGAGAAAAACUUAUUUCUAUAUUUAAUGUUGUUCUAUCUGAAGUUAGUGAUGGAGAAUUAGCUGCUUUUGUGUCCUUUGCUCUUGCAUUUCCAAAUGGUUUCAUGGCCUUGGUUGAUACUUACGACGUUAAAAAAAGUGGUCUUUUAAAUUUUUGUGCUGUUGCUCUUGCUUUGCAUGACUUUGGUUAUAGAGCAAUAGGUAUUAGGUUAGACAGUGGAGACUUGGCAUAUCUAUCUGUUGUUGCAAGAGAUUAUUUCAUAAAAAUAAGUGAACACUACUCUAUACCAUAUUUCAGAGAAUUGAUGAUUAUGGCUUCAAAUGAUAUAAAUGAAGAAACUAUUUUAAGUUUAAAUGAUCAAGGUCAUUGCCUCAAUUCAUUUGGUAUUGGCACACAUUUGGUUACUUGUCAGAAACAACCAGCUUUAGGGUGUGUUUAUAAAAUGGUGGAGUUAAACGAUGAACCACGUAUUAAAUUAAGCCAAGAAGUUGCGAAAGUUACUAUACCUGGUAAAAAAGAUGUAUAUAGGCUUUAUGGUGACACAGGUUAUGCUUUAAUAGAUUUAUUGCAGAGAUCUGUUGAAGAUAUGCCUAUUGUUAAUCAAAAAGUUUUGUGCAGACAUCCUUUUGUGGAAUCAAAACGUGCAUUUGUUAUUCCCUCCAAAGUAGAAAAGUUACUUAAUCUAUUUUGGAAAGAUGGGAAAUUGUGUCAACCUUUACCAAAUUUAGAAGAUAUAAGAGAAAAUGUUAAAUCUUCUUUAAAAAUAUUGCGACCAGAUAUUAAACGAACAUUGAAUCCAACACCUUACAAAGUAUCUGUUAGCGACAAUUUAUACAAUUUUUUACAUACAUUAUGGUUAGAACAUGCACCUAUUGGAGAGUUAUCAUAAAAUAUAGCUAAAACCUUAUAUAGUAUUACCAUAUAUAUAAUUGUAACUCAAUCCAGAAUAAUAAUAGCACAUUCUGCUUUAUUUUAAUAAUUUUAAAUCAGUAAAUUAUUUUUUUGACAUUUUGAAUUAAAAAAGUAUAUUACAAGGAUUUUUAACUUAUUUCUAAUCAGUGUGCACUUCAUCCUGUACUCGAACUCGAAUAAUGUAGGAUGGAAAUAUUCUCAGUGCACACUGAGUACAAAAGAGCGAAUAAGUUAAAAAUGCUGUUAAGGAGAACUCUCAAGGUUUUCAACUUGUUUGCACUUUUGCAUGCAGAUAAUAUUUUCAUCUCUUAUAAAGGGUGUGCCGGUACUUUAUACAAAUAGAUGAGGUCAAAAUAAUAUCAGUUCUUCAUAUAAAUUUUUUUCAUACGGGCCUUCGUUAAC